UGUGUCGGUCUGUGGGUCGCAGUGAGUUGGGGGAACAGAAGGGUGAUAGAUCAUCGAUCUGACAGCUUUAACUGGAGCGGAAUCGAGUUCUUCCCGUUCUGGACUGGGAGCGCUUUUCAUCUUCAGACGCACAAUAACACGAGCACGUGGAUGUUACGAGACGGAAAAAGAAGAAGCCGUUUUUGUCGUUUUUACUUGUUUUGGAGUGAAAUUGUAAAAUCUGAGGAUGCGAUGGGCGGUGAAAUCAGCAAAUGCGAGAAGAGAGAGCAAUCAUCUGCUCAGCGGCGACUCAGUCAUGGGUUCCUCUCAAAUGUCCGGGUUUCCAUCGCUCACAGACUCGGACAUUCUGCAACAUUUUCUCAGCCUUUGGAAAUGGACCUCCAACCGUCCGUCUCCCACCUUCUGCUUCCUCCAGAGGAUGGCGGUGAGAUGUCAGACGCUGAGAAGGCCCCUCCAACCUUCAUCUCUGUCUUCUUGCCAGAAUUCCCACACUGUAAAAAUCCUGCAGGAGAGCAUUUCCAGACCCUGGGCUUCAUCGCUAAAGGGUCAUUUGGACCUAUUUUGAAAAUAAAGGAUAACUGUAAAGAGAAGAUUUACGCUGUUAAGGUUCUACCUAAGUCAGAGAUCUUGAAGCAGGGAGUACUGGAGCAGUCAAAGGAGGAAGUCAUCAUUCAGCGGCAGCUCAAACACCCAUUUAUCCACAAUCUGCAGGACUGCUGGCAGACGCAGCACCACCUCUUCAUUAUGUGGGACUACUGCAGCACAGGAGACUUGUACACUUACUGGUCACUGAAGGGCCAGUUUGGGGAGGAAGAGGUUCAGCUUUUUGCUGCAGAGCUGGGCAGUGCAUUGGGUUUCCUUCAUGACAUGGGGAUCAUUCAUAGAGAUCUAAAGAUGGAGAACAUUCUAUUAAGUGAUCGAGAAAUAGGAAACAGGAAACAUGAGUCAGACAGGCUACAUCAGACCAGCUACAACAGUGACAGUAAAAGUCACCUUCGUUUGUCUGAUUUUGGACUCUCACGCCGCCUGAAGCGAGGAGGACGAGCGUUUACUAUAUGUGGGACGAUUCCAUACAUGGCUCCUGAAGUUUUGCGUGGGGGUCCAUACAACCAUGCUGCAGACUGGUGGUCUCUUGGCAUUAUGUUGUUCUCUCUGGUGAUGGGAGAGUUUCCAGUAGCUGCAGAGCCGGACCACACUAGCAUGUGGAAGAGGGUCAUGGAUUUUAAUUAUGUUCUACCAAAGACCUUCAGCUCUGCUCUAAUCUUACUACUUACUGGGCUUUUAUGCAAAGAUCCAGUGAACCGCCUUCGCAAUCUGGAGUGUUUCAAAAUGCAGGCCUUCUUCCGUGGCAUAUCGUUUGACCCUUACAUGCUCCAGAAAACACCAGUCAAAUUCAUCCUGGACCUCAGGACCCAUCCUGAUUGGGCAUCCAAAUCAGUAAGAGGUGCCUCACUGGACCAGUUUGAUAGCUUUGACUGUAAUCAAAUUUUCAACUCUCCUUCGACCCCCUGUGAACCGCCUCCUACUCACUCGACUGCAGAGCAGACCUGUAAAGCAUAAAAUUGGACUAUUUUUGUUCCAGAGUUUGAUUAAGACACUUCUGAUCAUAAAUAUUUAUCUACAUAAAUGUUUCACCUCUUGGACUUGCAGUGUUUAAAAGUUUCCUUUUCGUCUGUAUAAACUUAUUAAGAAAAAUCUUCUGUUCCGUGUUUUUUGCAGCAUAAAAUACCUCAGUGUUGUGGGUCUAUUUAACUCCUCAUCUUAUUUGUUGUUUAUUAAUAGUUUUGGAAUUCUAUUAAAUGAUAUAAGAAUCAAAAUUAGAUUUUUCUUGCCAUGAUAUUGUUAUUUUAAGGUUUAGAGUCUAAUUUUCUGGUUUGAUUUGACUAAUUAGUUACUAAAUACAAUUUGUUCAUGUCCUUUGGGUGUCUUUAUGAAAUGUGUCUUAAUUUAAAUGUGUUUUAUACCAAAUUCUUUCAAUAA
Molecule: messenger RNA, 1980 nt
Organism: Melanotaenia boesemani (Boeseman's rainbowfish)
Lineage: Eukaryota; Metazoa; Chordata; Actinopteri; Atheriniformes; Melanotaeniidae
Gene: rskra
Product: ribosomal protein S6 kinase related a
Exons: 13
Coding region: 151-1560 (469 amino acids)
Biological process (GO): protein phosphorylation
Molecular function (GO): protein serine/threonine kinase activity; ATP binding
Source: RefSeq, a predicted model, not a curated record